This is a messenger RNA of Diorhabda sublineata, 8422 nucleotides long. It is a transcript of the gene Rab3-GEF, whose product is annotated as MAP kinase-activating death domain protein. Gene Ontology annotation, molecular function: guanyl-nucleotide exchange factor activity. NCBI's taxonomy places the organism in Eukaryota, Metazoa, Arthropoda, Insecta, Coleoptera, Chrysomelidae. Gene Ontology annotation, biological process: regulation of Rab protein signal transduction; regulation of apoptotic process. The record is from RefSeq and is a predicted model, not a curated record. The transcript is spliced from 31 exons. Bases 194 to 5713 code for a protein of 1839 amino acids. Gene Ontology annotation, cellular component: cytosol.
AGUUAUAUAAAAAAUACAGUAAAAGCUAUGUGAAGUAAGUGAGAGAAUAAAACUUUAUCAUUUGUUUGCAAUUCUUAAUGAAAAUAUCAUGAAUAUUCACCGAAUCACAAGCAAAUAAGUUAAAUGACCGUUGAUAUUUAAAAUCAUCGUUGUAUGGAUUUGAUAGAUAGGUGACCCUUCCAAAACAGACAAAAUGUUUGUGGAUGUUGAGAGGCAGCUAAUAUGCCCUCGACUAAUAGAUUACCUGACUAUAGUCGGGGUACGAUACAGCAAUAGUAUUUCUAGACAAAAUACUGGGGCACAUGUGCAGAUUCCAGAGCUUCUUCGGAGAUAUCCCAUUCAAGAUCACAAAGAUUUUCCUAUGCCUUUAGACAUGGUUUAUUUUUGUCAACCUGAAGGUUGUUCUUCGGUAGGACCUCGAAGGACAGCGCUUAAGGAAGCUUCUUCAUUCGUAUUUACGUUAACUGAUAAAGAUUCCGGGAAGACUCGUUAUGGAAUUUGCGUUAAUUUUUAUAGACCUAUAGAAAAAUUACCGACUAAUUUAACUGUAGGUAAAGGAAAAGGUAAUACAACUUUACGGAGGGAUUCUUGGAGAAAAAGCAUGGAGAAGAGUUCCGAUUCUGCUUUCUCGAGCGACUACAGAAGUAGCAAUUUAGGUCCUAGUGACUCUGAAAAAGAUUGUCCAAGCAGAAGAGAUUCUGAACCAAUAACAACUAACCUUCCUCGAUUGGGCGUUAUACCAGCUAAUGAUUCUGAAAGCGGAGGAAGUCAUUCGCCAUCUCCUAGAGCUAGUCGUCGACGACAAAGAUUGCGAAAUUUAUCGUUAACAUCAUUAUGUAUUCUAUCGCAUCAUCCAUUUUUCACGAUGUUUCGAGAAUGUUUAUUCAUCCUCAAGAAAUUAAUUGAUGCUUGUAAUGAAUCUUCGAACCCAAGAAGAGUUGGCGGUUCUAAACAGCUGUUAAGGGAUACUGUUUGGAGUGUACUGACAGGUCAUGCUACAGAUACAACAUCUUCGAUUGUCAUUCAUGAUGUGAAAGAAAUUGAAACGUGGAUAUUAAGAUUACUUUCUUCACCUGUACCAAUACCUGGUAAAACUAGAGUUGAAAUUGAAAUAUUAUCAACAAGUUUAUAUGAUCCACUGGUGUUUGCGCUACCAAAUCAUACAAGGUUUAGUUUGAUAGAUUUUCCUUUACAUUUGCCCUUGGAACUAUUGGGUGUGGAGACAUGUUUAAAAGUAAUGACAAUAAUUUUAUUGGAACAUAAAGUAGUUUUUCAGUCGAGGGACUAUAAUGCUUUGUCGAUGUCUGUCAUGGCAUUUGUAGCAAUGAUAUACCCUCUCGAGUACAUGUUUCCCGUCAUUCCCUUGUUACCAACUUGCAUGAGUUGUGCUGAACAGCUUUUAUUAGCUCCAACACCAUUCGUUAUUGGACUUCCUGCUAGUUUUUUAAUGUAUAAAAAGAAUUUCAAGUUACCCGAUGAUAUUUGGCUGGUAGAUUUGGAUUCUAAUAAACUGAUAUUUCCAUCCGAGGUUCCUCCAUUGCCAGAGCCAGAGGGUACCAUCUUGAAAAACCAUUUAAAGCAAGCUAUAAUAAAUUUAUCAGCUCCGUCUACAGCAGCUCAACAACUGCAGUCUUCUCAAAGAGAAAGUACAUAUUUACAAAAUACUUUUAGUAUAUCGAAAAGUAGAAUGUCAGAUCCGGAAGAUAUUCAUCAACAACAAUCACCACAUAUUCCAACGGUUCGUCCUCCUUCACCUUCGACUGGUUUCAGUCCUUUCGUUUAUGGAAAUGAUGUUGAUUCUGUCGAUGUAGCAACUAGAAUAGCAAUGGUACGUUUCUUCAAUUCUCAAAAUCUAUUAGCUAAUUUCUCAGAACAUACACGAACUCUUCGUCUUUAUCCACGUCCCGUUGUGGCGUUUCAAAUCAAUAGUUUCCUUCGAUCCCGUCCAAGAACUUCAAAUUUUCUCAACAAAUUUUCGAGAACCCAAGCAGUGGAAUUUUUCGCCGAAUGGUCGUUAACACCGACGAAUGUCGCUUUCCAAAGGGUUCAAACAGGAGUUUUGGAUCCUUCUUUGAUAGGAGAUAAACCCAAGUGGUACAUGCAUACUUUGGAACCGAUAAAAUUCAUAGUAUGGGACGAUAACAGUUCGUUGAAUAGUGCCUUGAGGAGUAUGCAAACUGUGGAACAUCAACCAACAGACGAAAGCGGUUCUGAUUCUGAAGAAGGAGAAAGUACAAGUUCUAGUUAUUCAUCGUUGAGUGAUUUUGUUUCUGAGAUGGUAUCGUCGGAUUUAUCACCAGGUUAUACUUCUUGUCAAGAAUAUAGGAAAGCGAACGCACAAACAUUCCAUUUUUCUUCUAGUAUUGACGUUGAAACAGUUUAUAAUCCUCCAUCUCAGCUUCAAUAUCCUGAAGGUGAAAUUCCAGUCACAAGAUCAGAUUCUCCCCGUUCCACAUCUAGUAGCGAAUCUGACGUGAGUUCCCUUUCGUUCAAUAGAGACUCAGAACUAGAAUUUGGUCAUAGACUUAAAGAAGAGGCCGUAACAUCUUCGAAAAUCGAUAGAGACGAAACAGGAAGUAAUGAAAAUGAAUCUGAUUCUAAUUCUACUACAACACCCAAAACUGUUGUCAGCGCAAAUAACGCUAGAUCCAUAUCACCUACCAGUGAAUUAGAUAAAUCUAGUAGUUCGAGGAAAACGAGAAGAACAGUAACGCCGGUUCCUCCAAUAGGUCCAAUGUUGCAAAAACAACCCAGCGUCGGUAACGUUUUGGCGAGAACUGGUAGCUUCAGUUCAUCCGGUAAUGUGAGUCCAGUUCCUUUUUCAUCAACCAGUAGCAUGGUAACUAGACAAAACUCUCAAGGAUCAAUUUUUGAACAUUUCACUUCCCAAGCCAAAGAACUAGUCAAAGAAACUACUAGACAGAGUAGUCAAGACGGAAUUCUUGCUCAAAUGGAUAAGUUUACGUCACAAGCGAAAAAAGCAGCUGAAGAAGCUACGAAAAGUGUACAAGUAGCAGGAAAAAGCGCGAUAGAAGCAAGUAAAACCGCAACCGCUAUGAGUAAAACGACUCUAGAUGAUCUGACUUACGUUGGAAAAUCGACAUUGGGGGAUUUGACGAAAAGUGCAAAAGAAGCAGUUACGAAGAAAGGUUUAUUGAGGACUGAUUCGUUCACAAAACAAGAUCCGGGCUUAAGUAACACCGCAUUAGCUACCUCGAAUGUCAUAACAGGAGCCGGUAGAGAUUUUUUCUCUAAUAUAAGUUCAGAUAUAAAUGGUUUGGCCGUUUCGACGACCAACAUGUUUUCUGAUUUAUUUGGUAGUAAAAAAGAACAAACCAAAGUUGUAGAACAAAGACAGAGCGUUUCGAAGCCUAAAGAAUCAACGAAAAGUAUGUUCGGACCGUUUAAUAGAGGCCCCAAGGGGUUAGCCGAGAAAAGUCCUUUGAUAAAACAUACUUCCAGAGGACAGGAUGAAUUGCAGUGGAAACAAGUGGCUGACAAAACUACUACUAAUACCGAGAACCAAGCUUUUCUUAAAGAUGUCAUUACAAAUGUUUUGGAUGGCGAAGGAAUCGGUUGGCUCAAGCUGAACCGAUUAAAAAAGUUGAUGGAGGACGAAUCCUAUAGAAACUUUGUUUUGAGUAAACUGAACAAGACUAUAGAUAAAAAAAUAGGACCUGAUGAUCAUAUAGAUGAUGUGUGCGUGUCCAAACCUGUUUGGAAAGGAACUUUGAAAAUAUUAUUGGCAAUAGUUCAUGGAUUAGAAGUGACUUAUAGCAAUUUCGGAUUGGGUGGAAUGGCUUCAGUUUUUCAAUUGUGUGAAAUAGCCCAUACGCAUUAUUGGUCGAAAGAUAUGACCGAGAAUGUUCAUGAUAUGACACAGAGUUCCAGCCCAAGAUCUCCACAAAGCCCAAGAUAUUCUUUACAAUCUUCGGAUUGGGAUGCUUCGAGGAAAUCCUCGCAAGCAGAACCCCCAGAAGUGCGUUUAAUUCAAGGCGACGAUUCCGACAAAGAGCAAUCAACAAGUGAGGUUUUCAAAGACAUGCUUACCCAAAAGAAAAAUCUACUGUUGAGUAAACUGACGUCUUUCGAUUCAGACGGUGAGAGCACUGUGCAUGGUUCUGGAGGUACUCUAUCUCCUUCCGCUGGUUCUAUAACCAUGGGACCCGCUUGCAAUCUUAAUAGAGGCGGUAAUCAGGCUUCGUUUCGAUCCACAGUUUCCGAUACUGAAGUGGAAACUUUACAGUUUACAAAGAUACCAAAACAGCGUACCUCCAGUGUAUGGUCGAGUAAAUCCUCGUUGAGCACUGGAUUUAGAUAUCACGGUGGAAAUAUAAUCAACACUGCUUCAUCUCCGAGUCCAGAUGGUGUAAGAACUUAUUUAUUCGAGGGUUUUUUAGCAAAAGACAGAUCGACUCUUUGGGAUCAGAUGCAAUUUUGGGAAGAUGCGUUCUUAGAUGCUGUUUCUCAAGAAAGAGACAUGAUAGGAAUGGAUCAGGGACCGCAAGAGAUGAUGGAGCGCUAUAAAAGCUUGAGCGAUACCGAAAGGAAGAGGCUGGAACACGAAGAAGAUAAACUAUUAGCUACGCAACUGUACAAUCUAGUUGCAAUAUUGGUGAUGUUGAAUUGUAAUAAAGAAGAAAUCAAAAGGAAAAUCAGGAGAUUACUAGGAAAGAGCCAUAUUGGUUUGGUAUACAGCCAAGAAGUUAACCAACUGUUAGACCAGAUUACACAUUUGCAUGGAAAUGAUAUAGACUUGAAGCCUUUGGGGUCGAGACUUCUUCAUCGGCAAAGUUUUACAGUUCAUCAUGGCACCGACUGUACUGGAGAUCUUAGGUUUAUGGAAGUGAGGGAUGACGGUCUAGUAUUAAGGUCAGUUAAUGGUGUUAUUAUAGAACGAUGGUGGUUCGAAAGAUUGGUAAAUAUGACGUACAGUCCCAAAAAUAAAGUUCUGUGUCUUUGGAGGAGGAAUGGUCAACAGACGCAGCUACAUAAAUAUUAUACAAAAAAGUGUAAGCAGCUCUAUUACUGUAUAAAAGAUGCAAUGGAAAAAGGAGGUGUUGCAGGUACUGCUCCUGAAUUGGGAGGGGAGUUUCCCGUUCAGGAUAUGAGUACCGGGGAGGGCGGUUUAUUGCAGGUUUGCAUGGAAGGAGUAGGGUUACUUUUUGCAAACAGCAAGUUUUUCGUACGGAUAGUCCACAUAAGGAAAUGUUUCACCCAGAAAUCGAAUAUAUUUGUUAUAGAAGAAUUUAAUCCAAAAACUCGACAUAUUAUCCAAAGAAAGUACAAGUCACCAAUGGCUGACCAAAUCUGUUACUCGGUAUUGUGUGUCUUUUCGUACGUAGCCGCUGGAACUGAUAAGUCUAAAACCGUCAAAAAACCAGUAGACGUAUCGCAGUUCGAUAUGACUGCUAGUCUAAAAGUAUCCAGUCCAGUAGAAGCUCCUCCUGUAUUGACACACAUUACCGCCGUGCCUCCACCGCCGAGUCCCGAACCAGGAUCCGUUGCACCAAUCGGAGGUCCACCGAAAUAUCCUCCACCGGCGUUACCUCCGGGUGUAGCUCCGCCUGCUCCACCACCUGGCGUUAAAACGAUUCAUUCUCAAUUGUCGUUACCUUCUAGUAAACCUCCUCCUAUUCCCAGUAGAAGUAUGCAGUCCAGACAAAUGACCAUCUCUUCUCAACCACCUCAACCUCCUCCUCGACCAAAGUGACAUUAUAAACGAUACUCCUUACCGUUUAUUUAUGGGGCUGAUUGUAAAGGGCCGUCUUGUCUUCCUUGGGUGUGAUCUCCGUUUUAGUUUUAGAAUUGAGGCUAGAAACAUAUUCGUUUUUUUGAUUUUGAUAAUUUUUAUUUCCUGAUACAGAAAAUGUAGGAAAAAUAUAUGUAAUAACAGGAAAUGGAUCGGAAAGAUUUUUAUUUAUAUAUCGAAUAUUUGAUUAAUUUUUUUGGGUAUAUAAAAAGAAUUCUCUUAAAUAAACACUUUUGUAUUUCACUAUUUGUAUUUCUUUCACAAGUAAUUAACAGGAAAAUUUUCCAGAGUCGAUGGAAAAAUAUUUUUUGACAACCACUUUGAUACAUAAAUUCCUUCACAAGAAAAAAUAGGUCAAAAUAAUUGAGAAAUUCGGUCUCAAAGUUUGUAGUACCGAAAAUUAGACGAUUCAUUUUAAUUCCUCUUUGGUCCAGGAUUAAAAUUUUUAAAUGGGAAAAGGGACUAUAACAUUGAGUAAUAUUUUAGUGCAUCGUAAUUUUCUAUAAGUUUUCAUUUGAAAUAAUCUGUUAAUAAAAAUAUAAAAACCAAACCUAACCUUUUUUCCCUUUAGAUUUGAGGUGGAGGUUAAUGUCUGAUUCAAGGCUCGCCUGUAAAGUUGUUUUGGAGUUGUGUAGGGUUCACACCUCAUUCACACCCUCCUCGUUUUAAAGGAAAGUUGGAAAAAUGCUCCUCCUUCUAUUAUACCACAAUGGACCUCAGACAACCAAUCUAGAUCGAGUUUAUCCGUACUAAUCUAACCUAACUUAGUUUAUCUUGACUAUUCCUACUAUUUCCUUCUUAAUUCCUCUGUGGUCUCUAUCCUUGAGCUCUUUUUUUCAUUAGUAUCAAAACGUAAUUGUACGUCAUCCUUUUUUCGAUCGAACUUAACCUAAUCUAAUCUUACAAACCCAAUUUAAUCUAACGUAACCUUUUAUAACCUAACUUAAUCUAACCUUUUUUUUGGUCCUGAGGUGGGGUGGAAGCUAAUGUCGUCCUCACAGCGGGCGGGUGCAAUGCUGUGAGUUUGUGUGGGACUCUCACCCACUAAACCACCCUCUUCCUUCCUAAAUCUUUGGGAGUUGCGAACGCCGGGAGGACAACAAGUUGUUACUACAUAAGCGUAACAUAAUCUAACCUAAGCUGAUUUGAUUAAACGUAAACUAUCAUAACCUCACUGAAUCUAACCCAACCUAACCUAAUCUAACCUAUUCUAACCUAACCUUUUUUUGUCGAAAGGGAAUUUGUUGGAGAAGCAAUCUUUAUAGACACCCGAUUUAACCAUUUUUUUUCUGAUUCUGAACCUCAACUCUGUAUGCAUUUUCCCAUUCUUGUUUAUUCCUUACUUCACUGCCUAUGAACUAUGUCUGUUUACAAGGCCUAACCUAGCCCAACCUAACCUAAUGUUACCUAACCUAACUUUAACCUAAUCUAAUCGAAUCGAACCUAACCUACUAUCCUAAUCCUAAUCUUUUACGAGACGGUUCUUCCUAUUCUUUAAGAGGAUAUCCGGAGGCAAUUUGUAUUUGCAACGAUCCUCUUCUUCAUUUUUAUGUUCUUUCCAAUAUUCUGAGCUCCCUAUAUAGUUGUUACCUUUUUUACCAAUGCUGGGAGCUUAUCUAUUUUUUUCUCAAUACUUUCUCCCUUGCUCUUCCCAAUAACCACGUUCAUCCUAGGUCAUUUCAGCUACCAGCUAAGUCAUCAGCUGUCCUCUUCAUUUCCUUGACUUGUGAAGAGUUGCGGGGCUUAGAGAAUCAUCUACUUCAUAGAUGAAGCACUUCUUGCUACCAUGACGGCAACUGGCGGAUCGCUGGAGAUUCUUCCUCUGAAUCGCUAUCAAUUUUAUCUAUCGCAUUGGUUUUUGUUUUUUAUUUUGUUUCUAAAAACUUACGUAACAUAUAAGAUCACACUCCUUACUAAAGCUUAUUAAAGUCUCCCCAGAUCCUGUUAAGUUGGUCAUAUUCUAAACACACUGUUUACACUACUACAACAACAAACAAAAUUCUAAUGUUUGACGCGUGUCUCUGAAGAUGAUGAUUUGGUAAUGGAAACGCGCGUCAGAUAGUGUAAUUAUGAGUGUUGGUGUAGUGGUAUUGAAUUCAGUAUAAUCCUUUUAAGCUAAUUCAGCUCUGGUUUUGCUGCUAUUGGAAUUUCAUUAUUUCUUGUCCACUACAACUAGUUGGGAGUACGCAUCAUUUUAGAAUCAGCCCCCGCGAAACUUACCUAUCGGUAAAUACAUUUUGAGAUCGAAUUUUCUAACGCCCCCCUUCCUAGAAAUUCUAAAAGAUAUUUUAUUCUUUAGACACUAAGAAAUUUUUUGUAAUUUUUUUAAGUUCUAAUAAUUUCUUACAUACUUUUAGGGAAAGAAAGUUUUUUUUGAAUUCCAUCAUAUCGUAAACGAGAAUUUUUAAAAUUUAUGAUCGUUUUUUGGGUAGUUUAGAUCCUACGAAUAAAUUUAAACAAAUUCGAGUGAGCAAAUUGUAUAUCGUAAUAACUAUUGUGCCUCAAUUAUAGUUUUAUGUAUAGAAGUGUUCUGUAUAUAUAUAUGAAUUUAUUUAUUUGUAAAAAAAAACAUGAUUUUAGUGAGCAAUACUAGUCACUUUUGUUGUUGAAUUAUUUAACAGAAAUGCUUGGAAUGUAUGACGUUUUACAUGUUAAUAAAAUUAAGAAAAA